Messenger RNA from Aspergillus terreus NIH2624, 1428 nucleotides. RefSeq lists its product as uncharacterized. NCBI's taxonomy places the organism in Eukaryota, Fungi, Ascomycota, Eurotiomycetes, Eurotiales, Aspergillaceae. The transcript is spliced from 5 exons. The coding region runs from base 1 to 1428 and encodes 475 amino acids. The record is from RefSeq and is a predicted model, not a curated record.
AUGACCGCUACUCGCGGAGAUGUUGCUACCUGGAAAUGGGCUUUGAUGUGGCGCUCCAUUGUGUUGUCGACCUUGAACCAGACAUACCUACCCUAUUACACGUACAUUCGCUAUCUGGAUUACGAUGACUUGAUUGGCCUUCUGGAUGCCCCGGGGUUCACCGGGAAGAUCAUAGAGGAUUUCUUCACGCCAGAGCUCGUUGAGUUCCUGGGGCCGCAGUAUGAGACCAAAGGGAGCAAGCGACUUCGGUCAUCGAAGAUGUUGAAAGGAAAUAGCCAGAUACCGAUCAAGUUAUGCUCGGUUCAACCCUCUGUGUUAUCAGAAUGGCUUGAACAUCUGCCAUUGUUGCAAACCAUGACCAUCUGGUCAGGUUAUGCUUUGACACAUCAGGCUGGCCAAAGAAUCCACGACCACUGCCCGGAGUUCAAACAACUUACGAUAUACGGAUGGAACAACGGACAAUCCAGAAGCGCUGAAGACGAUUCUGAGACAUUUUUGAGAGCAUUACGGCCGAACUCUCUGGAAUAUUUCGAGAUACUCAGCUUCUCUCAAUUGGGACCCCGCUCCAUUAGAGCUUUAGAGACUCAAUCAGCGUCAUUAUCCGAGUUAAAACUGACAAGCCUUACAAUUGAGACCAUCGCAGAAUUAGGGUCAUUGCCUGAACUGCCGAAACUGAAAGUGCUUGUACUUACCGAUUCUUCUCCAGCGGCCCGAACCGAAGAGUUUUAUUCGGUUGUCACCAAAGUCGCAGAUUGGAUACGGAGUUGCAGAGCAUUGACCCGUCUUGAACUUCGGAGAUUCGUGGAUGAUCCUGCCCUGCUAGCACAGGUUCUGACCGAUGAUAAAGUCCGCUUGUCCAUCCUUUAUCUCGAAGGAUAUACUAUGGCUGGAAGCCACGCCUUUCAUGAGGCUCUUGCUUGUCAAGACACCUUGGAAACUCUUUAUCUUCGUGGUGAACCAAGCGACUCCCCAACAGAUAAUGAAUUGCUUGUGCAAGCGAUACAACAGUUGAACAAGUUGCGCCAACUGGAACUUAAAGACAUAUCAGACUGGUUUACAACUGACUAUGUUAUCACGUUGACGCCCUAUCUUCCUCAUCUAGAGCGCCUCUGGAUUAGUGGAGACCAUUUUAGCGACGAUGUAUGGGAUGCUUUCUUGUGCCUACCCAAACUGCAGAGCCUGUCCAUUCAGGCGUUCAGUGACUUUAGUGCGCAAGGCAUACUUGACUUCAUCUCGCAACUGGGACCGGGAAAUAAAGGCUUCAGUCUUUCGAUCUUGAACGCAUUGUCCGACAAGAAUCUUGCAGAAGAAGCCCAAACUGUGAUCCGCGAGACGCUGAAGGUGUCAUUGGAUGGGUCGUUCGACUUUGGUUUACGGCGUGAGGAGGAUUCCAGUGAAAACAGUUUUGACCGUGACCAGGAUGACUAG